This is a messenger RNA of Saxophila tyrrhenica, 1068 nucleotides long. RefSeq lists its product as uncharacterized. The coding region runs from base 1 to 1068 and encodes 355 amino acids. The record is from RefSeq and is a predicted model, not a curated record. The transcript has a single exon. Lineage: Eukaryota; Fungi; Ascomycota; Dothideomycetes; Mycosphaerellales; Extremaceae.
AUGUCUCAUACCGCCACCGUCGCAGCAACCACGACAUUGAAAGUCCUGAAGUACCUCUCGCCCUCCUGCCAGCAGGUCGUAGAAGAGGAAUUCACAGCAACCACUGCCAGAGUUCUCAUCCGCUCCAACCUCGGCGAUCCAAAGCUAUGGCCCACCAUCGACCAGCACAUCUGCAACGGCGCUGCGCUGGUCUCGUCAGGACACUACGCUGACAUGGCUGCCGUGGUGGGUGAGUACAUUUGGCGAGCUUACCGCGGCAAGGAUGCAGAGGCGCCAGGUAUCAACGUGGGUCACAUGGAGGUGACCAAGACCUACAUCGCGCUGGAGCCACAGCCUCCGGAGGGACAAUGGCUGGAGAUGGAGGUUAAUCUGGUCGUUCCCGAGAACAGUUGUGGCGACAUCAUCGACGCCACCACCCACUGCACCUUCCGCAAGAUCAAGCCCGAUGGGAAGAAAGUCGAAGAUCUGGCUGAGUGUACGAUCGAGUUUGAGUUCUACUACAACUGGCUGGCGGAGUGGAGCAGUCAGGCUGGUCUGUUGAAGAGCAAGAUCGCCAACCUGUGGACCAGGGCUCAGACGGAAGCUUCGGGAGACGUGCAGCUCAUGCAUACGAAGAAGGCAUAUGACCUCUUCCGAUCUUUCGUGGACUACGGGCCAAAGUAUCAGAACAUGGCGGAAGUGGUGUGCGACAUGAAGGCAUUGGAGGCUACCUCAAAGCUCGCUCUGCAGACAGAUCCGGCGGAAGACUGUCUCGGUCCAUACUACCUCGACGCUUCCUGCCACGUCUCUGGCUUCGUUUGCAACACGGCUGAUGAGGACAUCAAGAAGAACGCUUAUAUCUCGCACGGCUUCGACGGGAUGAAGAUCACGCCGCGCUUCAAUCCUUAUCCGGGUGCAGACAUCCAGAACUACGUCCACAUGAAGCCGAUGCCGAGCGACAGCAGCAUACUGGAGGGGGAUGUGUAUGUACUGCAGGACGGGGAGGUGGUGGGGCUGUGGGAGGGCGUGAGGUUCAAGAAGAUUCCGCGGAGGAUAUUGAACGUGUUUCUGCCGCCGAGGAAGCGUUGA